UCAAACAUGACAAAAAUAUUUACCCAACCAAAGAAUAAUCUGAAAACUGAACACAAUUGCCCGAAACUUGCUAUGUAAUGGGUCAAACUUAACCUCCUAUCAUUCCAUAUAUUUUACAUUUGUUAUUUUGUCAAUCUUUAAAUUUAAAAAAGAAACUCUUAAUAAUAUCUUUUCCAUCUCCUUAAUAAUACUCGUAUUAUUUUACUAUUCAAAAAAUUUUAAAAAAAAACCUUCCAUCUCCCCAAUGUUUGUCUUAUUUUUUUUUUCAAUCUAUUACUUUAGGGACCACUAUUUUACUCUCACAACCACUUCAAUUAAUCUCGUCAUUAAUCACAAUCACUUUACCCUUUUAAACCAAAAAUAAAAAACCUCUACCUUUCUCGGAGCAAUAAAAAGAGGAUAAAAGGAAAGGAGCAUCAAUCUAACCCCUACAAAAAUAAAAAUGAAAAAGGAAGAUUUUCAAAUUCUUCAUCAUCAAAAAGAAAAAAUAAAACCAUAAAAAGGCGGGAAAACCUACAAAAAAUGGCGCUAAAACCAUUCACUUACCUCUACCACAUAAAACCCUCUCUUCCACCAUUUUCCCCCAUUUCAAUUCAAACUCCCAAACUCACUCUUUCUCUCUCAACAAUAAUUUUCUCUCUCUAAAAAAGCAAGAUGAUGUUCUCUCAAAGCCAGUACGACAAUGGCUUCUCAUCUUCUCAAUUCACUCAAUCUGAUUCCACUCCUUCUCCUGCUAAAAGUAGAGAUCCGCAAGGAACAAUUCCAGUAACUGUGAAGCAAAUUAGCCAAGCUUCUCACUCCAACGCCGACGAUAAAUCCAGUUUCAACCUCGACGGCGUCGAUGUCACCAACGUCAAAUUGGUGGGAAUGGUACUUGACAAAACAGAGAAAGUGACUGAUGUUUCGUUCACCCUUGAUGAUGGAACUGGACGUAUUGGAUGUAAAAGAUGGCUGAAUGAACCAUUUGAUAGGAAGCAGAUGGAGGUUAUAGAAGAGGGCAUGUACGUUCGGCUAGUUGGUCACUUAAGGAACACCAGAGGCUACAAUGAAAUAGCUGUGUUUAAUAUGCGGCCUAUUGUUAAUUUUAACGAGGUUACCCUCCAUCAUGUAGAGUGCAUUCACCAACAUAUUGUCAACCAAAAGUCACAGAAAGGUGACUCUCUCACUCAAGGUCAGACAAUGGAAUCAUCGCAUAGCACUCCAGUCAAAGUGGAAUCCAAUGGAAUUCACUCAUCUCCACCUAAUCAAUUCUCAAUGCAAAUGAGUGUUGAUGGCUUAAAAGACAUUGAUCAGAGGAUACUUGAUUAUUUAUUGCAAUCUUCAAGCCUGGCUCAAGAAAAGGGUGUACACAGGGAUGAGAUUGCUCGGCAUUUGAAGAUUCCAGUGGAGAAGCUCAUGGAAUCCAUCCCAUGUUUGGAGGAUGAAGGCUUAAUAUACUCUACAAUCGAUGAAUUUCACUUCAAGCUUACUGCUGCAUAAAUCCAUAUUUUGGCAAUGGACUAGGGAGAGGAUGGCUAUAAUAUACUAAUUAAGGUUGAAUCCUAUGCAUGUUCUGUUAUUACAGUAUUAGUAUUAGUACUGACUUGAUCAGUUCAGGUUUCAUAUCUAGUAGCAUUUUUUACUUUUUAUUUUUUUGCCUUGAAGGAAUCAUAUCUAGUAACAUAGCUCCUGUUUCGUAGUAUGAUCUAUGUAUAUGCUGGCUUUCGAUCAAUAACUGCACAAAUCGAAGGGAUGUUUUAUCUAUUAAAAUUUUACUACCCUUAUAAGUUGGAA
Molecule: messenger RNA, 1773 nt
Organism: Chenopodium quinoa (quinoa)
Lineage: Eukaryota; Viridiplantae; Streptophyta; Magnoliopsida; Caryophyllales; Amaranthaceae
Product: replication protein A 32 kDa subunit A-like
Exons: 10
Coding region: 655-1479 (274 amino acids)
Biological process (GO): nucleotide-excision repair; double-strand break repair via homologous recombination; DNA replication
Cellular component (GO): DNA replication factor A complex; nucleus; site of double-strand break
Molecular function (GO): DNA binding
Source: RefSeq, a predicted model, not a curated record